This is a messenger RNA of Impatiens glandulifera, 1955 nucleotides long. Its product is annotated as dicarboxylate transporter 1, chloroplastic-like. Gene Ontology annotation, biological process: transmembrane transport. The record is from RefSeq and is a predicted model, not a curated record. Gene Ontology annotation, cellular component: membrane. The transcript has 3 exons. Gene Ontology annotation, molecular function: transmembrane transporter activity. Bases 87 to 1775 code for a protein of 562 amino acids. NCBI's taxonomy places the organism in Eukaryota, Viridiplantae, Streptophyta, Magnoliopsida, Ericales, Balsaminaceae.
UUUACUUUGUUAAAAUCAACGGAGAAGGGACUUCUCACAGUGUUGUUCAUUGAGCAAGCUCGCGACUUACUUCUACCGGAGGAGCAAUGGCGGCGUUUGCUCUCACUUCAUCUCUUUCACUUAACUUCCGAUCGAUUCCAUGUCGCCGAGUUUCUUCUUCUAAAUCUUCUCUUCCAUCUUUAAAUCUCAAAUCAGAUGCCCAGGAUCAAACCCAUUUCAAAAUUAGCAGCAAAGCUGUAGAUUUUCCAUUCAAACCCACUUCCAAGAACAGUUGCAUCCUCGAUCCCACGUUUUCUAGGCGUAAACUUUCAGUAAAUGCUUCGGCGGCUUCGCCUCCGGCGAAGACGGAGCAGGAACCAUGGCAGGGCGCAUCAAUGAAGCCUCUAAUCGCCUCGAUCGCUACCGGUGUAAUCCUUUGGUUGGUUCCUCAUCCGGCCGGCGUUACGCGAAAUGCAUGGCAAUUGUUGGCUAUUUUCUUGGCUACUAUCGUCGGGAUCAUUACCCAGCCCCUGCCUUUAGGAGCGGUAGCACUGAUGGGACUUGGUACCUGUGUCCUUACCAAGACUCUUACUUUCGCUGCCGCCUUCUCCGCCUUCGGCGAUCCGAUCCCAUGGCUUAUCGCUCUCGCCUUCUUCUUCGCCCGAGGAUUUAUCAAAACCGGCCUCGGCAAUAGGAUCGCGUAUCAGUUCGUCUCUCUCUUCGGAAGCUCCUCACUAGGGUUAGGGUACAGUUUGGUUUUCUGCGAAGCUCUUUUAGCUCCUGCAAUUCCGUCGGUGUCGGCUCGUGCGGGAGGGAUUUUUCUUCCAUUGGUGAAAUCCUUGUGUGUUGCAUGUGGGAGUAAUGUAGGGGAUGGGACGGAGCACAAAUUAGGGUCUUGGUUGAUGUUAACUUGUUUUCAGACUUCGGUUAUUUCGUCUUCCAUGUUCUUGACAGCUAUGGCUGCGAAUCCAUUGAGUGCUACCUUGGCUUACAAUGCGAUAAAUCAGACGAUUGGAUGGAUGGAUUGGGCGAAGGCCGCCUUUGUACCGGGUCUGGUGUCCUUGUUGGUUGUGCCUCUGCUUCUUUAUAUUAUAUAUCCACCGUCAGUGAAGACUAGCCCCGAUGCUCCCAAGCUUGCUAGAGAAAGGUUAGAGAAAAUGGGACCCAUGUCUAGAAAUGAGCUUAUAAUGUCUGGAACUCUCCUUCUUACGGUGGGACUUUGGGUAUUUGGAGGAGUAUUGAAAGUGGAUGCAGUUACGGCAGCUAUACUUGGAUUAUCGAUCCUACUAAUAAGUGGGGUUGUGACAUGGAAAGAAUGCUUAGCUGAAUCUGUAGCCUGGGACACCCUAACCUGGUUCGCUGCUCUUAUUGCAAUGGCUGGCUAUCUCAAUAAAUUAGGUCUCAUCACAUGGUUUAGCCAAACAGUGGUCAAGUUUGUUGGAGGGUUGGGUCUUUCAUGGCAUCUCUCGUUCGGAAUCUUGGUCCUUCUUUACUUCUAUUCUCACUACUUCUUUGCAAGUGGAGCGGCUCAUAUUGGAGCUAUGUUCACAGCAUUCUUAUCGGUCGCAAGUGCUCUAGGCACACCCCCUUAUUUUGGGGCAUUGGUGCUUGCCUUCCUGUCCAACUUGAUGGGUGGCCUGACCCACUAUGGAAUAGGCUCAGCACCCGUGUUCUAUGGCGCUAACUAUGUCCCUCUUUCGAAAUGGUGGGGAUAUGGGUUCAUAAUCUCGGUUGUCAAUAUUCUUAUCUGGCUUGGAGUUGGAGGUAUUUGGUGGAAGGCUAUAGGACUCUGGUAAAAAAUAGUUGAUCAUUCAAAUCCCUUGUUGGCUAAUUAUGAAUUUUUGUUCCAAUUUUCAUGGUGGGAGUCAAACUUAGUUUUGAUUCUUUAUCCUAGGAUUUAUAAUAAUAUCAGUUUGAACUACUACUACUACAGAAUGUAGAGAUCAUUAUUUAUUUAUUUUCAUGGCAGUUACUAU